This is a messenger RNA of Hevea brasiliensis (rubber tree), 2574 nucleotides long. Its product is annotated as receptor-like protein EIX1. NCBI's taxonomy places the organism in Eukaryota, Viridiplantae, Streptophyta, Magnoliopsida, Malpighiales, Euphorbiaceae. The transcript has a single exon. The record is from RefSeq and is a predicted model, not a curated record. Gene Ontology annotation, molecular function: protein binding. The coding region runs from base 1 to 2574 and encodes 857 amino acids.
AUGGCUGCUUUUGCUACUAUUCUUUUCUUGUUAAUUGCCGCAGCAAAUCUUAGCUUCAGCUCCUGUUUCCAAAUUUCCAAUUAUGUGGGUUGCACUGAGAGGGAGAAACAAGCUCUUUUAAGGUUCAAGCAGGAUCUAAUUGAUCCUUCGAACCGGCUUGCCUCUUGGGUUGACCACCAAGAUUGCUGUAAAUGGGCUGGAGUUGUCUGCAACAAUGAAACAGGCUAUGUCAGCGAGCUCCAUCUAAAGAAUCCUCCUUUGGAUGAUUUUUCAUCAGAAGUAAAAUAUAAAGCUUAUGAGAUGUCCAAACUAGGAGGUCAGUUAAAUCCUGCGCUGCUAAGUUUGAAGAAUCUGAUUUAUUUGGACCUGGGCGACAAUAACUUUGUGGGCAACUCAAUUCCUGAAUUUCUUGGUUCUAUGGUUAGUUUAAGGUACCUUAAUCUCUCUGUAUCGGGAUUCCAAGGAAAGGUUCCUCAUCAACUUGGAAAUCUCUCAAACCUGCAGUAUCUCGAUCUUCAAGCAAAUCAGUUACAUGUGGAGAAUCUUCAAUGGCUUUCUGGCCUUUCUUUUCUGGAAUACCUGGAUUUGAGCAUCAUAAACCUCAGCGCAGCUACUGAUUGGCUACAGGUGGUAAACAAACUACCUUCUCUGCUACAGUUGCGCUUAUCAGAUUGUCUACUUAGUGACUUUCCUCUUUUAGCAGAUGUUAAUAUUUCUUCUUCUCUUGCUGUCCUCGAUCUUUCUUGGAACUGGUUUGACUACUCUUUGUUUCAUAGGUGGAUCUCUCGUCUCAGCAAUCUCAUUUCUCUCAAUCUCCAAGCAAAUAAUCUUCAAGGUCCAAUCCCUGAUAAUCUUCAGAACUUUACUUCACUAAAGAAUCUUGAUCUAUCAUUUAACAAUUUAAACUCUGGAUUACCCAAUUGGUUCCACAGUUUCAGUCAUCUUGAGUACCUUAACUUUUGCUCCUGCAACCUGCAUGGUACAAUAUCUAGUGCCAUUUCCAACCUGAGCUCUACUUUUAAUAACCUUGAACUUUCAUUCAAUUAUGAAUUAAGUGGGAAAAUUCCAAGAUCGUUUGGAAAACUUUGCAACUUGGUGUCCAUUUCCCUGACCGGUGUUAAUCUUGAUCAAGAUGUAUCUGAAGUUUUGGAAAUUCUGUCAGGCUGCGCUUCUAAUACCUUAGAGUCGGUAUAUAUGGGUAAUUGUACACUUUCUGGUCAUCUGAUUAACCAACUUGGUCAAUUCAAACGUCUUAACCUUUUGUCCCUGUGGGGUAAUUCAAUUUCUGGUCCAAUUCCAGUGUCUCUUGGUGAACUUUCAUCCUUAAAAACUCUGUACCUUUAUGGUAACGAAUUGAAUGGCAGUCUUCCUACAAGUUUUGGCAAGCUUUCAAAAUUAGAAGACGCAGUGAUCUCUCAGAAUUUGUUGAAGGGUGUUGUUUCAGAAGUUCACUUUGCUAAUCUCGCAAGAUUGAAGGCCUUCAAUGCAUAUGGAAACUCAUUGGUGCUGAAAGUCGACACUGACUGGGUUCCUCCUUUCCGUGUUGAAACCUUAGCACUGGGAUCUUGGCAAUUAGGUCCUCGAUUUCCGUCUUGGCUUCAGUCUCAAGAGGACUUACUAAAAUUAGAUAUUUCUAACUCGGGAAUUUUUGAUUCUGUUCCUGCUUGGUUUUGGAAUUUGUCUCUCCAGUUCACAGUUCUUAAUCUAUCCCACAAUCAAAUCUAUGGACAAAUUCCAAGCAUAGAUGCGUUUUCAUACUCACUGGUUAUUGAUUUGAGCUCAAAUAAAUUUAUAGGUCCAUUGCCUCCUGUCUCCUCUCGUGUAGCUGCUUUGGAUGUUUCCAACAAUUCAUUGUCAGGGUCAAUAUCCAACUUCUUGUGUGACAAGAUGAAUGAACCAAGCCAAAUCGAAGUUCUCAAUCUUGCUGAUAACCAUUUCUCUGAUGAAAUACCUGACUGUUGGGGAAAUUGGCAGAAAUUGGUCGCUAUAAAGUUAGCCAACAACAAAUUUUCGGGUAAUAUUCCAGACUCAGUGGGAACUUUGAGUUCCCUUCAGUCGUUGAACCUACGCAAAAACAAUCUCUCCGGAAAGCUACCUCUGUCCCUGAGAAAUUGUUCUAAGUUGGGGUCAAUUGAUUUCUCUGAGAAUGACUUUGAUGGAAAUAUACCAACAUGGAUGGGAAAAUGGCUUCCCAAUAUAAUGAUCCUCAGCCUUCAUUCAAACAAGUUUCACGGUGCCAUACCUGACGAGUUAUGCGCUCUAACUUCUCUCCAAAUCUUGGACCUAAGGCAGAACGAGUUGUCAGGAACUAUACCAAGGUGUAUCAGCAACUUUAAAGCCAUGGUCAUAAAAAAUUAUUCAGCAACUACGUUCAUAAGCUAUGAAACUUCUGGAGGGAGUUAUUUUGAGGAUGCACUACUUGUCAUGAAAGGCAAAGUGCUCGAAUAUAGCACCACGCUUAAACUAGUCAGAAGCAUGGAUCUUCCUACAAUUUGUUAUCAGGAGAGAUCCCCAGUAGGCAAGUCACAAGCCUUCAUGGUUUGCAAUCGCUCAACUUGUCACACAAUCUUUUGA